Molecule: messenger RNA, 1617 nt
Organism: Nicotiana tabacum (common tobacco)
Lineage: Eukaryota; Viridiplantae; Streptophyta; Magnoliopsida; Solanales; Solanaceae
Product: galactinol synthase 1
Molecular function (GO): glycosyltransferase activity
Source: RefSeq, a predicted model, not a curated record
GUAUAUAUGUUGCCAUAACUCAAGUGAAAAUUCUCAUAUUCAAAAUACUUCAAAGGCUUCUUCUUGAAUAUUCUUCUCUACUAGUAAUAAUUAAAAAUUUAUUGAAAAAUGGCUCCUGAAGUACUUGUGAGUGGUACAAAAAAACGGAGCUGUGCUUAUGUGACUUUCUUGGCUGGUAAAGGUGACUACGUGAAAGGGGUGGUGGGUUUGGCAAAGGGGUUGAUAAAAGCUAAGUCUUUGUAUCCGUUGGUGGUGGCGAUUUUGCCGGAUGUGCCGGAGGAACACCGGUUACUACUAAGAAGCCAUGGUUGCAUAGUGAGGGAGAUUGAGCCACUUUCUCCUUCAUUGCAAUCAUCGGAUAAUAAGUAUGCUAGAUCUUAUUACGUUCUCAACUACUCCAAACUUCGUAUUUGGCAGUUUGUGGAGUUCAGUAAGAUGGUAUACUUGGACGGGGACAUGCAAGUUUUUGAGAACAUAGACCAUCUUUUCAACUUACCUGACAACCAUUUCUAUGCCGUCGCCGAUUGCAUAUGUGAGAUGUAUGGGCAGUCAUGUCCCGAGGUUCUACCUUGGCCCAAAGAUUUGGGCUCAAGGCCACCUAUCUACUUCAACGCAGGCAUGUUUGUCUUUCAGCCCAAUCUCUCCAUCUAUGCUGAUCUCUUGAACACUCUCAAAGUUACCCCUCCCACCCAAUUUGCCGAGCAGGAUUUUCUGAACAUGUUCUUCAAAGACAAGUAUAAGCCAAUUUCUUAUGUAUACAAUUUGUUGUUAGCAAUGCUAUGGCGUCAUCCGGAGAAAAUCGAGCUCAGCAAAGCGAAAGCAGUUCAUUAUUGUUCUCCAGGGGCUAAGCCGUGGAAAUACACUGGAAAAGAAGAAAAUAUGGAUCGGGAAGACAUAAAAAUGCUAGUCAAGAAAUGGUGGGAUAUUUAUAAUGACCAGACAUUGGAUCAUAAGCAGAGUUCUAUUCAUAUUGCUGGAGUUGAGGGCGAAGUUGAAGCAAACAGAGUAAUGGCAGCAGCUUUUUCUGAUGCAAACAUCAGUACCUUAUAUGUAACUAGCCCAUCUGCUGCUUAGCAAUGGCAGUGCUCUGGAGAUGAAGCUUCAAGUGAUCAAUUAGAUCUUUAUGUUACAUUGGACAGUCUACAGGGAUACUGCCACUUGUUUAUUUCUCAGCAGGUUUUGUUUUGGUGCCCAAUAAACUAAGGCUUUUUGUACGUUUGCAACUUAUCUACGUGUCCUUAAAUGUUUGUAGUAAUUACGAAGUCUAUCAAUAGAAGUUAGAACAGCAAACAUUAUAUUUGAGUCAACGUAUGAAAGUGGGUUAAAAGUAUUCUGAUGUACAGAUUGGAUGCCGUCAGAUUGGACACCCUGCCUAUCUUCUCGACAAGGUGGAAUGAUGAAAUAUUGGUUUUGCAUCAAGAAAACAUCUAGUGCUAAUCCAUUUUCGCUAUCAUUUACACGGUCCAAAGUUAUUAAAGAAAUCAUUCUCUUCGAGCUUUUGAAAUGAGAUAAUGGCAGAUCGGCAGCACCGAGUUACUAUAUCAUUUAUAGAUAACGGAAGCUGAAACAACGCCUCUUGAUAUUGAUAGCAAUGGGGCAGGAUCGAAGGUUCAAAAA